UUGACACAGUUUGCCGGCUAUUUAUGCCAACGACUUAAUCUUAUAUAAUCAUAGGCAGGCUCCAAUGUCUAACAAAUCUAAAUCAAAAAUACCCGCCCAUCAAUGGAUUAGAUGUGAGGCUGGAAAUGUACCGCAAGAUGUUCGUUGUCCGGAUUCAUCUGAAAUAGCUGGCUCCGAACUCCUGCCGUUUCUUCUGGACAUGGAUCUUAAGCAGCAAGAACUAGAGGCAGAAACACCAAUUAGCAAAAAAUCAGUUUUAACGGCAAUUAAUUUUUAAGGUGAAACCUUCUCAACUGAUGGCUGCCCUAUCUCUAAGCACAGAAGAUCGUUUGGAGAAAAUGCGAUCUUCCACGAGAAAAUACAAAAUCACUAGUAAAAACGACUCGUUUAUACGAUGCCCUGAAGCGAUUAUUUUUCAGAACUUUAAAAUCGGGGAAAUUUACACUACUUCGUUGGUUGUAACCAAUCAACGAUCGGUUACCCAAUGUCUCAAAGUCUAUUUUGAACCGUCAAGAUUCUUCACAUUAUCAAUGGAUAUGGCCCAGAGUAACAUGACAAAAUUUGUUCCAGGAUUAUCGAAAGCUUUCCAGAUAUCAUUUGUGCCGACUGAUGCAGGACGAGAUUUUAAGCAUGAAAUAAAAUUUGUCGGCGAACUUACUGAGUUUAUAGUCCCCAUUUAUGCGCUAGGGCCUCGACCAAUUGCCCAUAUGCCAGACGUAAUUCGAUUGCCUCCAACUUUGGUAAAAGUUGAAACAUCAGCAACGAUCGUGCUAAGAAACACUGGAAAAAUGCCAUUGAAUUACUCCCAACUUGUGGACGCUCCAUUUUUCUGCAGUAUACCAAAGGCUAUCCUUGCCCCUGACGGUAUUCUCGAAAGUCGGUAUCAUUGCUACCCAACCAAGCCUGGUUUCAUCACUGGAAAAGCCAGAAUCUAUUUCCGAUAUGAUUUUUGCAUCACUGUUGAUCUGGAAUGUGAUGCAAAAAGCGUUAAAGUGCAGCUGGAUACCCAUCUGGUGACUUUUGAGGAUAUUUUCAUGGGCUUAUGUAGCAGAAAAGUGCUGAGUUUAUACAAUGGCAGUGACUAUCCUCUGAAUUUUGCGUGGAAAAUGAACGACAAAGAGGAUGAAAGCUGUGGGAUUUCCAAACUGGUUGAUUUAAUGGAGGAAAUGAAGGAGUACGAACAGAAGCGGUUUGAGAAACUGGAAUAUCUGGAAAUAGUCGACGGGGAGAGCCAUGCAAAAAUCUACGACCGAAUAUUUGAGGAUGAAAAGUUUGAUUUGAUCACGAAGCAAGGUUUUCUGUUUAGAUCAAAAUUUUUCCAAAUACUCCCAAAGGUGGGCAAAGUCCUGCCUAAAUCCACUUUCGAAUUUUCUGUGGUGUUCCAACCGAGCCAGAAUAUAUUUUACUACUCAGUUGCCUAUUUGGACAUUGAGGGAACUGAAAGGAGAACCAGGGUUUCUUUGCAAGGCUACGGCAUUGGUCCACCCGUAGUUUUAACUGUUAAAAGCUUCAAUGUAGGCCAAAUAUUUCUAACGGAUAAACAUCAGUAUGAACUGGCAGUUCGGAAUAAAGGCGUUAUUCCUGCCACGGUAACUUACCAACCAAAGGAAACUGAUUGGGGAGGGACCUUAAGCUGUGUUCCAAACAGUCUUGUUUUGAAACCAGACUCUACUAGAGCGUUUGUCGUUCUGUUUUAUUCGAAAGUCCAAGGGGAAUUUAUCGAAACUUUGGAUUUUAAAGUGGAAGAAUCUGGCGAACCUUUACAGUGCAUUAUUAGUGGAACUGUUGUUUGCCCACUACUCAAGUGCGUUCCAGAUGCUGUAGUUUUUGGGACGGUUUCUGUUGGAUCAUGUAAUACUCAACAGAUAAACUUAGUCAAUGAAUCCCGAGUGACUAUUUGCUUUGAUUUUGAAUUUGAAGAUGAGGACUCCAUAGGAAAAGAGGCUCUAGAAAUUGUACCAACCAAUGGCAAAGUGCCGGCAUAUGGAACAACUCCUGUAAAGAUGCUGUUUUACUCAGAUGCAACAAUAAACUUACAAACGAACGUUCUUCUGGUAAUGUGGAAAUCUCGUCAAUAUUCGAUCAAAGUGCCCAUCCAUUGCAUUUGUGCAUGCCCUCAAGUAACGUGCGAACCUAAAGUAGUUAAUAUAAAAUUUUGCUUUUUAAACUGCAAUUACACCAGAACUAUCACGUUAACGAACCAGAGCGACUCUCCUGGAUCUGUAGAGUACAUUCCCCAAAAGGACCCGGACGCCAGUCCAGUUUUUUGCGCUCCCAAUAUAUCAAAACUCUUCUUUGAAGCGCACCAGGCCAUUUCUCUAGAGUUACAGAUUAGAGUUUCCCAACUAGGAAGCUUCGAGUUACCAUUAGUAUUUUCCGUAAUCGGUGGAAUAUCUCAAACCCUAUGCACAAUUAUUUGCAAUGGACAAGGUCCCGUAGUGUCGUAUCAGCCAGAUCGAGUGGAUUUUGGAAAAAUCAAAGUCCUGCGUCGAUAUGAAGAAAAGCUGACUCUAGUGAACGAUUCCCCAAUAGCAGCCAGCGUUCGAGUGUUUUGCAAAAACGACAGUUGGUUCCACAUCGAGGAAAGUGAGAGUUCCUUGGAGCUUUCCCCGGAAGAAGAAACUCAGGUCACCAUCUGGGCAAUGUUCAACAGUCCUGGACCAAGUAAAGACACGAUUUGCGUAGAAAUAUAUCAAGGCGAUACUUCAGCGAUUAAAGUAUCGGCUGUAGGGGAAGGGACUUCCAUAUUGUGCGAACCUCCAUUGGCCCCAAUGUUGAACUUCGGCAUUCUUUUGACCUACAAGGCUUUUGCUCAGGAAGUUCAAAUCAGCAAUAAAGGAAGCCAUCGGCACAAAAUGCUCUUUACCAAGAGCAGCGCAUUAAGAUCCUUGAAAGAAACCGAGGAAGACUUAUCUCCAUCAAGCUUCAGUAUCGAGCCGCGUUAUUUGGAACUUGAUGCUAAUUGUUCAACGUCUAUAACAAUUAAGAGCUUCAUUAAGAAGCCGAGGAAAGUAAGCGAGGAAUUUUAUUGCCAGGCUGUGAUUGGAAAGUCGCCCCAAAUACGGGCAAUCAUUCAGUUCACGUUGGAGGCCGAAUUUGUCGACCCGAAAAUGUCGUUUUCCCAAAACGACAUAAAUUUCAACCUGGAUGUUUACAAUUUUAAAGCUGAAGGAAAAACUGAAGACGUACUGGAGGUUGAUAAUAAAACCGGAAUUCCACUUCAAGUGCGCUUUACGCUGGACGAAAAUGAUGACACUUUUGCGGUUGCGGAUGGAACUGGAAGCACUCGUAACUCCAGCCAGGAUGUACAACGCACUUCUGCAAUCUCCGUCCAUUUCACGCCAACCAUCAAGGAAAAGCGACGAUAUUCACAAAAUGCGCGACUAAUUGUGGAAUAUGGAGAUCAUCCCAAAACUGACAUCAUCAAUUUGCAUGGCGAAGUUAUGUUUCCUACCAUAAAGCUCUAUCCAGACGAGGUGAAUUUUCAUUGUGUUGCUUUGGGCUCCACCGCUCAGGCAAACGUGCUCAUUCACAAUAUCAGCAACAUGGUGGUUGAAUUCCAGUGGUUUUGGCUGCAGAAGAGCAUUGAUAUUGUCAAUUUGGAUCAUGGUGAAGCGAAGAACUCCGUAAUGACGCAAUUUACGCAAAAUACCCAACAACUCAUGGUGUACAUUGAUCAUGAAAUGGCUGAGGUAAAACUCAAAGACUCUUUGGUGAGCGACUGGAAUUUAAUGGGCCAGGAUGUGAAACUUUGUUAUGAUAGCCAAAAGUAUUUGGAUGAAAUGAAGAAGGUUUUAUUUGCGGUUUUCCCUCCCGAUAAGCCCAAAGAAACCGAAUCUUUCAAGCCUCUGGCUCAGAAUCAUUCCCAAGAUCAAAUCUCAAAAAUAUUUUCGCUAGUGCCCAGUGAAGGCAUUUUAAUGCCCAAUGAAUAUUCCAUUGUAACCAUUGGAUUCACGCCACCACCUAACACAGAAGUAACAGCUACAGCAGUUUGUAAGAUACAAGGUGGUGAAGAAGAGCACCUGACUGUAACGGGAAGAUCUUCAAAAUUACGCUACAGCUUGGAUAAGCGGUCUGUGUAUUUUGGCAAUCAGAUAUUCUGCGAGGUUUGCUCAGCUGAACUUACGUUGACAAACACCGGUUUGUGCGCCAUUGAGUUUAAGGUGGUUUUCGAGGAAGUACUAACCAUGCAAGCGGAAAUGUUGGAUGUUACACCGAAAAUCGGAAGUGUUCCUGCUGGAGGUUGUGUGUCAUUUAAAAUCGGUUAUUUUCCGGGAUACCCAGGCAAAUUUUCAAAGACGUUCUCCCUUGAAUUGGGAUACCUGGAAGCUGUUCCAGUGAACGUGCAUGGAUACGCAGUGUGCAGCCAAGUUCACUUAAACGUUCCCAGAUCAUGGCAGCUGGAUACUGCAAACUGUUAUAAAGCAGUAGCAUGGAUUACUCCUGAGUAUUUAGAGGGUGUUCAGAGCAAAGCAAGAGAAUCAGACGAUGUGCCUCCAAGUUCCAACUUUCUGGACCAAAACGAUUGGGUUUACGUUUCCCAUAACGAAAUUUAUCCCAGUUUAGUGGACAUAAGCAUGGCCAUGGAGAGAAUAGUUGCGUUUAAUCUUGUAUCCGAAAACCCCAAACUGUUAAAAGAGCACACGAACUCCAAAAAAAUUCCAUACAUUCCCAGCUUUUUUCCUUCACCUUAUAUUGUGGACUUUGGGUAUAUUGUGCGCGACAUUUCAGUGUGUUACACCAUUUUAAUUUACAAUUAUGGGCCGAUUGCUGCUGAUAUUAAACUACUGGAAGACAACAAAACAGCUUUGUUGGAAAAGGAAAUAAAAAUCGAGUACAAGCCCAAAAUUGUUGCGAUGGGCGAAUCAAUUGAUUUGUAUGUGCUCCUUUCACCUACAAAGAGAAAAUGCUUGGAAGUAAAUCAGAAAAUUGAAGCAGCUUUUCGAUUGAGUGUCAAGCACGGGGCAGUUAUCACAGUUAAAAUUCUGGCGGAAGUUACAUUGCCAGUUGUGAGCUUGGAACAUGAGAACUUGUACUUUGAGAGUGUUCAUGUGGGAGAUGUGCUUAGGAAAAGCAUUAUACUAAGCAACUAUGGAAAUGUACAAAGCAAAUGGUUCGGAGAGAUAAUAAAGCCAAACAAAAAAGACAACGUUACUGGUUUCUUCAUGAUUCCAAGUCAAGGCCAACUGGAGCCAGGAGAACAAACCCGUUUGGACAUAUAUUUUGUUCCCUCUGAUACGCGAACGAUCCGAAGAACUCUCAGAAUUGAUGUGGAGUCAAACUCAGAACCACUGUACCUGUUUCUUCAUGGACACGCAUUGGAAGCUUCGUUGAUGAUUCUGCCCGGGGAAUUAACGUUUGCGCCCACUUUGAACUUCUUUCAAAAUAGCUUGUCCUUUGCAGUACAAAACAUGGCAGAAAUUCCCUUGGAGUUCUGUUUUCCUUCCUUGGAUCCCGAUUUUGAGCAGGAAAGGCAGUUGGUUGAAGUAUACUUGACCCACAAAAAUCUAAAGUAUGCUUUUGUGCCAAUGAGAAUAGCUGGAAGUUCACUUCCAGAUUUUUUUGCCACUACUUAUAACGAUCUUGUCUGCAAGCUGAGAAAAAAGCUAACGCUGAGAGAAGAAACUGAAUAUAUAGAAACAGCGGAAACUGGAGAUUUAGAUGGCGUUGAAGCAAAACCUCCUCAUAAAAGUGGUGAAUUGGAGGAUCCUUUGUUAAAAUAUUCGCCCAAAGAGCUGAACUCUUUAUUAAUGGAUUAUAUGACUGCAGAGGGUUUUGAGGCUGACGCCCCAUCAAACACAACAACGUAUAAAAUGGAAGAUUCUUCCGAAAAAAUCGAAAUUGUUGAAGCUGCUCCCAAACCCAUCCCAGAGGAAGUUGAAAGGAAAGGCGUUCUGUUCAUUUUCCAUGGAGCUCCCAAUACAGCUUUUUACAAAGGAGCAAACCAAUUUGGGAUGGCCUUAUCUAUUCCAGUUUAUAGUAUUGAUCGCCUAAUAAUUGAAUCUCUACUCGAAAGUACUCACUCUACUGCCUCAGAUAUUUUAGCAGUAAUCGAUAAUGCGGUGAUGGAGCGUGUCAACUUGAAAACUGAUUCUCUUUCAGAAUGCCUUGAGGACGAAGAUAGCGAAUACGACAAAAUUUUGGAGAAGAUUCAAAUAAUUUUGACAACAAAGCCGAAGAAACAAGCAAAAGUUAGGACACCGAAAGAAAAAGGCAGUAAGGCAUCAUCGGAUAAGAGCCCAGAAAAGGGCAAGGAAAAGGGCUCCGGAAUGAAGGGCGAUUGCUUCCUGAAUAUUUCAUUAGAUAAUCUGGUUGAGUUGAUAAAACCCAAGCUGAAAUCCAUGCAAGAACUUAUCAUCGAGAGUUUAUCUACUACUUUUAUUCUUCACGAAAACCAAGCUUUGUAUGCACUUUUAAGAGCGGCUGGACCUUUGCUGUACAUUAAUUUAGUUUUAUUUUCAUACACUAUUUCCGACUUUGUAAAAAAUGAGGCAGAUAAGUGGAAGGUUGAAGCUGAAAAAGCGCCAAUUGCAGUAAACAUAGAUAAAUCCAGGUCAGUUUCGCCUCCAGUUCAAAAAACUUCUCCUGCAGCUAAAAAGGAAAAAGCUAGCGCAAAAACAGGUUCGGAUAAAAUGUCGAAAAUCAGCCGUGGAGCUGGGAAAAGUGGUGAUAUGAACAAAAAAAUUCUUCAGGGUCUAAGCAAGUCCGUCAAAGCGCAAUUGGAAGCUUUUGAAAAUCUUCGGCAAGAAAUUUGGCAUAUUGCACAAUAUUGGGAUAAGCACAAUGCAACAUUACGAAAACCUUAUAGCAGCUCGGGAAGUAAAAAGGAUGCUUCAAGUAGAGAUUCGGCUAGAACCAACAGAAAUUCUAUGAAGAAACCAAACUCAAUUCACAAUAUGGAAGUAACUUUAGCGGAGCCAGGUUUAUUUUGCUGGUUAAUAGUCAAUUGCCCUCAGGACAAAGACAUUGACUACCCGGAGGUGAUUCGUAAUUGCAUCAAGCAGGAUGAAAAUCUUCAAAAAUGCCUAAAAGAAAUUGAAGAGAGUAAACAUAAAAAGCUCGAAGAAUCGCAAGCGAUCUUCUCAGUGAUAUCGAAAGUGGACUUUAAAAAAGCCGACCACAUUCAGCCACCAGUCUUUAGUAUAAGAAAUUGUCCGGCAUCAGAGCCAAUUCCUUUAAAAGAUCGGUCCAAAACGUCGUUGAUCAAGGUGAAGCGCAAGCGAAGCUCAAGAGGUUCGAGAAAAAGUGCAGACUCACGAUACGGAAACGACUCACAGCCAGUGCCGUUUACUAAAGCUUCAAACGAUGCGGAAUUCUCACCAAAAACAGUGCUUCAACCGGGGGAUCUAAUAAAAUACCAAGUGACAUUCUGCCCUGAAAAAUCUGGAAUGUACAAGUAUAAAUACAAUAUAGUCACGACUGCGUCCAAAACUCCUUAUCAAGUUUUGUGUAACGCCAUCUGCGAAUUUCCCCGUCUGGAUACCCAUCCUGAAAUAAUGUUUCCAAAAACCCUAGAGAAUUAUAAGGAAAAAGCCUCAUACGAUCACUUUGUUUUUAUUAAAGAUCAGAAGAUAUUCGACUUUGGGUCCAUUGUAGCUGGCCCCAGCCCAGAAAAGUGCCUAGAAUAUACUUCAUCCAUUCUGCUUCGCAAUGCUUCAUCCUCACCAUGUGAGGUUUAUGUCAGCUUAAGCAAUGACGCCUUCAGCAUAGAGCCCUCAAGUUUCAUAAUUCCACCCAACAGUGAUGACACAUUAAAGGUAUCCACAAAAUCUAUCAAAGCAGGAACAUUUACCACGCAAAUGUACAUUUCGAUUAAAAACAAUCCAGUUGUGGAAGACUACACUCUGGCGUGUUCGCCAUGCAAAUUGGAGUUCAGCAUUUUUCCAAGAAUCGUGAAUUUUGACAAAGUACCAUUGCACUAUUCAGCCAAACGGAUUGUGAAGCUUACCAAUACAUCCCCAAUAAAUCUUCGUUGGGAAUUUGUUGAGCCUGAAUGGGCAGCUGAAAUAUUGGAAAUGCCCCAAACCCAAGGAUUCAUCGGACUAUAUUCAGUGAGCGAUGUGGUAUUUCGAUUUACUCCGACUGAAGAAAUGGUCAUUUCCAAAAAGCUUUUGCAAAUUCGGGUAUUUGAUGUGAACAGUACAAGCUUAGAGCCCUGCUUUAUAGAGAAUCUUCCAAUUCAUGUGGAGUCUGUAGAAUACAACAUCGAGUUUGAUCAUCAUAUAGAUUUUGGUGAUAUUAAGGGUGGCGUUGAUCACAAAACUCUGUUUGCUAUCUCGAAUAAAGGGAAGUGUGAGAUUGCUCUAAAAAUUGAAGUAUUUAACAAUCCUUUGGAAAGCCAUAACUUUGUUCGAGAAUACUUCAAAAUGCAGCCGCUGCUAAUGACUAUUGGGGCGCAAAAAUCGGACAAUCUCUCUAUAAUAUUCCACCCGAAAAGAAACUUUUCCAUUCAGAAUCUUCUGAUAUUUGUUGUGAGCAUGAUGGAGAGCAUUCAAUCUGGACAUGUUGUGCAGUCCUAUAAAGUAACUGCAAGCGCUUCCAGUUUUAUGCCCAAUUAUGAGGUUUGCCCAGCUUCGCAUCUGAAUUUUGGGCAUGUUCAAUUGCUGGCUCCAAAGAAGCUGAAAUUGGUGUUGACAAAUAACGGACGGUUUCCGUUCAGUUUUUCUAUAUUGAAUUAUCAAAAAUUCAUAGAGUCGCUAAAGAAAGGCUCAAAGAAAGGCGGAAACAUUUCGGAUAGCGAAAGUAAAAAGGGCAAAAAGUCAGCUAGGGGCGAAGAAGAUAAACACAAACCAGAGAAAGAACGACAUAGUGAUAAGAAAACGAAAACCAAAUCGGCUGGAAGCAAAAGCAGCACGAAAACGGAAAAGAAAAAAGCAACUAAAAUUACAAAGUUGGAUGUAGGAGGGUUCAGCAUAGUUCCUUCCACGGGAUUUGUGGCUCCUGGUGAUAAACUCAGCAUAGAUGUGGAAAUUGCGCCUAACGAAAUGAAAGACUACAAGGAGAAAAUCUUGCUGAAUAUUCCAGAAAUUGAAGACAAGCAAAAGAACAAAGUGAUAUCUUUGGAAGCAAUUGGAUGUGAACCCAAAAUAAACCUAACAGACCCGGAAGGUGUCUUCUUAGAACAAUUUAUUGUUGCCAACGUUGAAGACUUUGUGGCUCCAAAAAAUGCUGAGGGUUGCGUGAUAUUUUCCACCUCCGACUGCAGUUUACACUUCAAAAGGGUUUGCAUAAAUACCCCCGUAUCCACCAGACUUAAUUUGAAAAAUAUCGGCUUCGUCCCUGCAUAUCUGAGCGCGAAAGUAGACGAUGGGGGCAAAAACGUAUUUUCGUUGAUAUCAUCCAGCAAAACUUUGGAACCCUAUUGUAAUGAUUGGUUGCAAGUGGUGUUCAAACCAAAUUCCUUGGAACAAAUCCGUGGGAUGUUAGAGCUUUCUUACAAUGCUUCAUCAGGCAACAAAUUAGUGGUUCAGUUGCAUGGUCAGGCCUGCUUGCCUCAGAUCAAGCUGAAACAACCGGCAGUUAACUGUGCAGAGCCCCAUUUAAGUUUUGGUCCAUUAUGUGUGGGAUUUUCAAAAUCCCAGAGAAUAGUUUUUGAGAACAUAGGCGAAAUUAAGUGCAAAGUUAUUGCAGAAUUAUCGCCCAGUUCUGAUGCAUUGAGCUUUGUGCCUAUAGGAGAAACUCUGCUGGAGCUGAAUGUUCACGGAACGGAGUAUGUAGACGAAAUGAAGCAUAAUGUGAUGGUUAAUUUGGCACCUCAGAGUGAAGCUGAAUUCGAUGUCGUCUUUAAACCAACUCAACCGGGGACUGCUCAAGCUGCUUUAACGCUUCAUACAAUACAAAAUCCAUAUGAAGUUAUUAAAAUUCUCAUCAUUUCCGAAAGUUUCAACAACGAAAUAAUUUUCGAACGACUCGAACCAACGAAAAUUUCGACAUCCUCCAAGUCACUGUUAAAUGGCAAAAAUUCUAUUGGCUACUUGAUAGAUUUGGGCUACAAGCAGCUGAACAGAUUGUACAAACAGUCGUUUCUCAUUCGGAACAGAUCAGUUGAUACUUACAGGUUCCAGUUCUACAGCACUUGCGUGCUGUUUAUUCCAGAAGUGGGACACUUAAAGCCGGGUGCCUGGAAAGAAGUUUUGGUCAUUUUUAAGAGCUCUGUUCCCGUUCAACUACACAACGAAGCAGUUAGUUGCAGCGUUACCAAGAUCCAAUACGUUUCCCCGGAUGGAAAUAUGUUAAGUUGGGACGACAGGCAAAAGUUUGUCUACUGGAUUCCAGAUACAGAUAAUUCGGAUUCCAGCGCAGAUAGUUUAUCUGUAUCGACAAUGACAAAUAAAUCGUCUCAUAAACGUGGUAAAAGCAUCGCAUCAGUCAAUGAGAGAAAGUCUCAUUUUAGUUCAUUCUCUGUAAAAAGUUCAGAGGCUCACGAUUGCAAGUUGGAUGCUAAAACGAAGGUCAUCAUGGAAGGAGGAGAACCAGAGUUUAUUACUGUGGCAGAGACGUUUGAAGUUAUUUCUCUAUAUGUCUCAGUUGCAGCUGAUUACGCUAGAUACGAAUCCGUGACGAAUUUUAUUAAUUUCCGGGACACCUUCAUCAAAGAGGAAACCGUACAAGAGUUUGAAGUGAAAAAUAGCGGUGUCGUGCCACUGAAUAUAACAUGGGAGCUUUCCGAUAAAAACCGGUUAGUUUCUGUGCGAAAAUCCUCAUCAGAUACUCGGCUGGGCUUAAGGCAAAGCACAGAGGCCCCACUGAAAAGUGCAAGUUCUUCCAGCUUGUUUUUAUCAAUUUUUUCUCAAGAAAUUGAACAUCCGCUGGCUAUUACCAUUGAGUCAGAAAAGGACCGAGUCGAACCCGGUGAAACUCGAUGCUUUUUAUUAAAAUUCGCCCCUCAAGAAGUUGGCAACUAUGAAGCCUUGCUUAAAUCAAAAAUUGAUUGUCUAGACCCAGACUUGGAGGAAAUGUGCCUGCUGGUCACCGCUAAAGCUUUACCAGUUCCAUUUUAUUUUGAACUUGAUGACCUACCUAACACCAACCAAGAGAUUCUGUUGGAGUUUGAAAAUAUUGGAAUCGCAACUGAAUCGACGAGGCAACUAACUCUGGUAAAUCCUUGUGAUCACCAGGUAACUUUUGAUAUAACCAUACAAGACCAAAAGGAGUUUUCUUACUUUACAUGCCACGCACCCCAAGGGCGAAUUAAUAAACUCAGAAAAUAUUCAACCAGCUUCAGCUUUUGUCCUCCUAUCUUCGGAUCAUUCACGGAACAAUAUGUGUUAAAUAUUUCCCAAGAAAACCUACAAAGAACCAUCAAACUGCAAGGCAUAUGCAGAGAGCCGAAGGUUAAUUUUUCGGAAAACAAUAUCGUACUAAAAUCGACGGUGCCGAAAGUGAAGAGUACAAAAUCACUGAGGCUGAUGAACGAAGAAAGGUUUCCAGUUUCGUUCAAGUUUGUCAAGAAAACUUUGUUCUCUGAGUGCCAGCAAGAGAAAUUGGAAGUGUAUCCGAUAGUGGGAAAACUGAAGCCUCAAAGUGAAUCUGAUAUAAAAAUAACAUUCACAUCUUCCCACCUGGUAACAUGCAGCUUUCACGUAAAAUGCCUCAUCGAGAAGCGCAAAUCCCCAUUAGUUCUUCACGUCUCAGCUUCUUGCAUCCAAGUUCAACCAUCGGUUAGCUUUACCGACAAAUCGGGCGAAACCACCACGUUAAAGGAGAAUCAAAUCAACGUUCUGGAUCUGGGAUCUAUCUGCAAAGGACAAAAAGAGCAGUUACUGUUUAAGAUACAAAACAUUGGCCAAACUGGAAUAUUUUAUGAAUGGCAAAUGGAUGCAAAGCCUGUGGGCCAUUUGUUCAAAAUUGCUGUUAAUCCAGAGAAGGAUUUCAUUAAAAGUGGUUCCACUGGAGUAUCGAAGUUUUUCCUGGAACCCUUACGAGCUGGAGUACUGAAGCAGUUCAAAGUGGCUCUAAAUAUAAUGUACGGUCCGACUUACACGCUCCAUAUAAAUGCAAGUUCCGAGAAGCCGAAUUAUUCCUUCUCUUUUAACACGUAUAACUUUGGCCAUUGUCUUGUACAAGCAGGAGAGACCAAUUUCUAUAAAACUGUGUUGGUUUUUAAAAACUCAGGCACCCAAAGCAUAUUUUUGCAAAACGUGUUUGGGAGGAACCACUGGCUCUCAGUGGAUUUUUCCUCUAGCGUUGUGCCUGUUGGCGAAGUUUGCCAUAUGCCAAUCAGGUUCUUUCCUCAAGAUCCUGGAUCUUAUAAGGAAAAUGUAGCUUUUAUGUUGGGAGCAAACAGGCACAUAAUUUACAUAACAGGAGAAGCAGUAAACGUUAAAUUGCAACUCUGCAAGCCGAAAGAUAAGUUUGUCAAUUUUGGAAAUGUUUUGGUUCAUUCGGCGAAAAAAUACCGAAUUGGGGUGAGCAACAAUUCCCCUGCCAGGAUGUCGGUGCACUUUGCGUUGUACGAUAAUUUGAUUAUACACACAAGGAAAAUGGAAAAAAUCCCGAUGGGUCUUAUGAAAAUGCCCAUAGUGCCGGCGAGUCCAAAGGAAGUUAAAAAAGACAAAGGGAAAAAGAAGGAGGAAAAGCAAAAAAGCGAGAAGCACACAGACGAGAAGUCUAAGACUGACAAAAAGGGCGAAAAAGCCAAAAAGAAAAACCAGCAAGUUAAAAACACAGAAGACCGCCUGGUGGCAGAAGAUUUAUUAAAGAAGCAGGCAGAUGAACGCCAGGAGUACUUGAAAUCUUUUGUAGUUUCCCCCAAUAUGUUCAUCGAUAUUCCUCCAAGAGGAAAAGGCCAUUUUGAUAUCACAUUCCAACCCAGCACGAAAAUUGAAUUUGAAGAGAAGAUCUACUUUGAGGUUCAGGAUUACAUAGAACCACUAUGCAUUAUAAAGGGAGCCAGCAUCAUUCCAGAAUUCACUUUGGAUAAAAAAGAAGUACUGUUUCUGGGUGUUAUUACUGGGCAUAGUGCUUCGCAAUUUGUGAGCUUGAGGAACAGUGGAGAUGUCAUUGGCAGCUUUAGUUGGUCCAUAGACGACAAGCAACAAAGCGCUUUUACAAUUGAGCCGAGGCAGGGCUUUGUUUUGCCGAAGAACGACAUGAAAUUUAAAAUUACCUUUUGCUCUGCUGAUGAGAAAUGCGAGAGGAAAAUCAAGGCGAAAUGUUCAAUUAAAGAAAUUAAAGAGUCUUUGGAGCUUGAGUUAAAGGGAAAUUCAAUUAGGAUGCCAGAACCAUCCGGAACCAUCACAUUAAAAUGUAAUGUGCGUGAAACAGUAGCUGAUCAUUCUAUAGCGAUAACUAACCAUACACUGCAACAAUGGUUACUGCUGACCGAACUGUCUCAUGAUGCGUUUUCAGCCCCAAGAGAAGUGAUUGUGCCAGCAACAAAUUCGGCAACAAUUCCUGUCGCCUAUUUUCCGCAGAAAAUGACCUCAAUGGCACCUGACCAAGGCACAUUAUUCAUCGAAAUGCCUGACGGUAGUGGUUUGAUCUACCGACUCAUUGGCCACGCGGCACCACCAUCAGCGAAGAAACGAAUCGAAAAGGAAAUCCGUUGCAAGCAAAAUCAUUUCGAAGACAUUUUGGCCGAAAAUUGGCUAACUGUUAAGCAGAUAUUUACGGUUUCAACUGAGGUGGUGUCUGCAGUGACUCCCAAAACUAUAUACCAAGUGUUUGGUUUCAAAGAUAUCGAACUGGCCGGAAUGGAGUCGAGGAAUUACAAAUGGGGCGUGUACGUAGUCAACGAAGGCCCCAUUGAAUUCAAAGUCACAUUUACGAAUCCGCAAACUGGAGAAUACGAGUUUUUUGAGAUCAGUUUUAAAGUACUUUCAAGUGAGCCUGUUGAAGUUAUAAAAUUCCAUGGACGGGUGCGAGAGCACUUUACACAACACUUCACCUUGGAAAAUCCUGUGGAUGUUCCCGUAACUUAUGAUUUGGAGUGUGCUGAGAAAAUUUUAACUUUCCCGAACUCGCUUACUAUAAAUCCAUACACUUCGGUAAAAGUUGAUGUGACUUACAGUCCACUACUUCCCGAAGACAUUUCCACAACUCUGAGCGCCAAAUGCGAUGAGCUGGGAACGUACACGUUUCUAAUAAAAAUGAAAUCUGAUCCACCCAGGCCAGAAUCACCAAUCAUCUUCCGAAGUGAACUCGGCUUUAAGACCUCGAAAACAAUUUUGUUCCAAAAUACUUUUGAGCGCCCAGUAGAUUUUGCGACGAUGUUUAGCGACGAAGAAUUCCACAUGGAACGUUGCAACUCGAUACCUCCAGGUGAAACUUCAAAAAUUGUACUUACAUUUGAACCAUCGGCUUUGGGCUGUUUGAAUAGUCAAUUAGUUUUGGUUUCUCCAGUGGCUGGCCAGUACAUAUACCCUUUGGUAGGUGAGGGAAUUCUUCCGACACCAAAAGGACCUUUUAUUGCGAAGCAAACGAGUCCAGCUGUUAUUGAGUUUAAAAAUCCUUUUAAACAGGACAGACAAUUUAAAUUUUGCUUGCAACCUGAUAUCUUCUGCUGUGACUUUGGAGAGGAUCUUAUAAAAGCUGGAAGAUCUACAAGAUAUGUGAUUCUUCUGCGCUCAGGCCUGGAUAUUGAUGGAUAUAAAACUGGGAAAUUAGUAAUUUCCCUUGCAGAUAAUCCAGAAGUACAGUGGAAGUAUUACCUGGAAACCAGUCGGUGAUUUUUUAUAAGAUUAUAUUUAUUUAUACAAUAUUUUGUGUGGAUGCGGUAAUAAAAUCAGUUAAACGAAA
Dendroctonus ponderosae (mountain pine beetle) is the source of this 14739-nucleotide messenger RNA. Its product is annotated as hydrocephalus-inducing protein homolog. The coding region runs from base 297 to 14669 and encodes 4790 amino acids. The record is from RefSeq and is a predicted model, not a curated record. NCBI's taxonomy places the organism in Eukaryota, Metazoa, Arthropoda, Insecta, Coleoptera, Curculionidae. Gene Ontology annotation, biological process: axonemal central apparatus assembly; cilium movement. Gene Ontology annotation, cellular component: axoneme. The transcript has 61 exons.